Molecule: messenger RNA, 987 nt
Organism: Psilocybe cubensis
Lineage: Eukaryota; Fungi; Basidiomycota; Agaricomycetes; Agaricales; Agrocybaceae
Exons: 6
Coding region: 1-987 (328 amino acids)
Source: RefSeq, a predicted model, not a curated record
AUGUCAACCGAGUCUGAUUCGCCUUUCUUCAUACCUCAAAACAUUCAGAUCGCUGCAAUUAGCGGAAAUCUCAAUGCCGUAUUGGUUUCUACUCUUUUAACAGGAUUCUAUUCUGUGGUGUAUCUGGGGACUAUGUACCUUUAUAUCAGCCGAAUGCCUACCAGCCAAGGAAAAAUAGUCAUACUUUCAGCAAUUUCCCUUCUUUACGCGCUUUGUUUGGUACAGCAGGCCAUCCAAUGGUACUACAUCAACUUAAUUCUAAUUUUCAACGGCGACACACGAUUGGAUAUAUUUUUUGCAGUGCUAGAACGUGGAUCAGUCGCGGUAUACGCAGUCUUUCAGUUCUCGUUCUGCUUUAUUUUUGUGGUAUCUGAUGCGCUUCUGAUUUGGAGGUGCUACCAUGUCUGGGGGAAGUCAUUCAAGAUAAUCAUUCUUCCGUUAGCAUUGAUUCUUGGUGAAAUGGGCCUGUCCUUGGCAGUAACUUUGGUUCCAGUUGUCAAGCCUCCUACAUUUACCAGCUCUAUCUCUUCCUUCAAGAACCUUACAAGUAUUCAAACGCUGGUUUCAUUUGGAACCACGGCAAUCUGUACCUUCUUGAUCGGCCUUAAGAUACAUAAAGCAUCCCAUCAGAAUUUUACUGGCAAUGGAAUCCGGUCUACCAAGCGAUUGGGCCACAUUAUAAAGAUCAUAGUCGAGUCCGCUGCUGUAUAUUCUUUGGUUACUCUGGUGUAUGCCAUCCAAGGGAUUAUUCCGUUCUCACCAGAAACAAUUGUAGAGUCGCCUCUCCUGGUAGAAGGCCUUUAUAUGCAGGUUAUUAUAGUUGCGGUGGCGGGAUUAGCUCCGACCGUAAUUGCCGCACGAAUUGCACUUUCGACUCCAAAGAGCACUUUCAGGGAGCCCACGACUCGUAUUUCUGAUAUGAUUUUCCCAAACAUCCAAGGGACCAACAGUGGCGGGACAGCCGUUAUAACGAAUAUCAGGUGUUAA